Molecule: messenger RNA, 10481 nt
Organism: Drosophila willistoni
Lineage: Eukaryota; Metazoa; Arthropoda; Insecta; Diptera; Drosophilidae
Gene: Vps13
Product: vacuolar protein sorting-associated protein 13
Exons: 24
Coding region: 198-10220 (3340 amino acids)
Biological process (GO): protein retention in Golgi apparatus; protein targeting to vacuole
Cellular component (GO): extrinsic component of membrane
Source: RefSeq, a predicted model, not a curated record
ACGAGUACGAACGUGGAACCGCGCACAAUUUUCGUCGAUUUUGUUAUUGUUAUAUACUGAUAAUACGACGCCAAUGCCGCAGCCUUCCGAGCUGAUAAAAUUUAACCCAUUCAACGCGCGCGACUACCACUAAUAAUUGAAACGAAAGGAAAAUCAAUAGCCAGGCAGCUGUCCACAGCUGUUCCGCUGGUCACAAAAUGGUCUUUGAGGCGCUGGUUGUCGAUAUCCUCAAUAAGGUUCUAGGCGAUUAUAUAGAGAACUUGGACCGGAAUCAACUGAAAAUUGGCAUCUGGGGAGGUGAUGUGGUCUUGCAAAAUCUCAGGAUACGUGAUAAUGCCCUCGAUGAUUUGGAUUUGCCAGUUCAGCUUGUCUAUGGUUAUCUAGGCAAAUUGGUAUUAAAGAUACCAUGGAAGAAUUUAUAUAGUCAGCCCGUGAUUGUUGAUAUCGAUAGUCUAUAUGUAUUGGUUUCACCCAACAAUAAUGUUCGAUAUAAUGCCGAGAAGGAAGCUAAAUACGCCCUGGAGGCCAAGAAAGUGGCACUCGAUGCCCUGGAAGCGGAACGCAAAAAAGAGCUGGAUAAGGAUAAGCCCAAAGCUGAUCCUGGUUUCACAGAGAAACUAACUGCUCAAAUUGUCAAUAAUUUGCAAGUGAAAAUCUCCAAUGUACAUCUUCGCUAUGAGGAUACAAGCACAACAGGAAGUCCCUUCUCCUUUGGCAUAUCGUUGCAUGAGUUGGAACUUUAUACCACAGAUAAUAACUGGGAGAAAUGUUAUAUGGCCCAGCAAACGUCGCAGGUCUUUAAAAUUGCGAAUCUCUCGUGUCUCUCCGCCUAUAUGAAUGUAAAUGCCCGACUUUAUUCGGGUCAGGAGAAGGAACAACUGGCCGAAACGUUUCAAGCCCAUAUUGCAAACAAGGAAUUUAAGCCAGCUAGUUACAGUUACGUAUUGGGUCCAAUAUGUUGUAAUGCUAAGCUGAAGCUAAAUAUGAAUCCAGAAUUUGAUGAUCCACCAUUCGAAAUUCCCAAAAUUGAUUUGACUCUUGAAAUGGAAACAUUAAAUGUGGGUCUAACCAGUACACAGUUUCACAAUAUCGCAAAGCUGGGCGAUUCUAUGAAUCGAAUGCAGCUGGGUCUGCCCUAUCGCAAAUAUCGGCCGCACAAUUUACCCUACAAAGGCAAUGCCAAGACAUGGUGGAAAUUUGCCAUUAAUUCUGUUCUCGAGGAGGAUGUGAGACGCAAUCGACGCUGCUGGACAUGGGAAUACAUAAAACAACAUCGUGAUCGUUGCAACAUGUAUGCAGAGAAAUACAAAGAACGUGAGCUUAACAAGAAACCUCCUGCUACGUUAUUAGAGUCCUGCACUUUGUUGGAACAAGAAUUGGAUGUGUUUAAUUUGCUACUGAUACGACAGCGAGUUAAUAUCGAGAUAGCCAAAUUGCGGGUUACAACUCCGCCCGAGCAAACAGGCUGGUUUAGUGGUUGGUGGGGUAGUGGCGGUGCCAAGAAAGAUGAAGGCACCACUGGCGAAAACAUUGUCAAGAAGUUUGAGGCCGCAAUGACACCCGAGGAGAAGGCCAAACUAUAUAAGGCCAUAGGCUAUCAGGAGAACGCCAAUCCGCUAAAUAUGCCCGAAAGUUAUGAAGCCAUGCGUAUGAACUUUAAACUUAUUGCCCUGGAGGUGGGCCUCUAUGAGGAUGUGCGUCUUGAUAACGAUAGUAGAAUCUCUUACGAUUAUCAGGACUUGCCAUCGAUAUUAAAGUUAAAGUUCUCCAUGGCCACUGCUAAGGUGACACAACGUCCUGCUGCCGAGGCCAUUAGCAUAACUGCUGGCAUGAAAGAGCUAAGCGUAUUUGGCAGGCAAAGCAAGGAGAGCAAUCGUAUACCAUUACUGGUGGAGUCCAAAAUCACAGAUGAAUUCAAUCUGUUGGAUAUAUUCUUCGAAACAAAUCCCCUGGAUAAACUGUGCGAUCAGCGUGUUAAAGUUGUGGCCCGACCAUUGCAAAUUGUCUAUGAUGCAGACACCAUACUAAGUUUGCUGAGUGUGUUUAAGCCACCUAAUGAUGUUACGCUUUCCAAAUUUGAGGAUGUUGCCAGUGCCCAGUUAGGUAGCAUUAAGGAGCGAUCGGCCACAGGAAUGCAAUACGUCAUUGACCAAAAGUCCGUACUGGAUGCGGAUAUUCUACUCAUGCCCAACAUUCUGGUAGUGCCCCAUGGUGGUCUGUAUGUGGCCAAUGAGAAAUCCUUAGUGGUCGUCAGUUUGGGUCAGGUACAUGUGACCACUACACCGCGUCAACGAUCAUCCGGUCACAUUCAGAAUUUGUAUCAAUCGGGCGAGCAUCAGCAUGAUAUUCUUAAAAAUGUUAUGGACAAUGCCUAUGACAGAUUUACCAUUGAGGUUGAUGAUAUCCAAGUUCUGGUUUCCCGACCGGGUGAACCAUGGCAACAAGCUCUGAAUUUGGCUGUCGCCACCGAUCUGCAUGUUUUGAAACCCACCUCUCUUAAAGUUGUAGCUGCUCUCUGUGUGGUAGACGAUGAUCCGCGUUUGCCGAAGGUAAAGGUUGACAUCGAAGUGCCUGCCAUACAAGUGAAUGUCAGUGAGGAUCGUGUGAUCGAUGCCAUUGGCGUGGGCACCAGCAUUCCUCUUCCAGAGAACUCUUCACCAGCUCAACCCUCGACACUUCAACGUUCGCGCAGUUCGCUGUCCAAUUUUAUUAACAAAGAGAUAAAGAAAAGAAACACCGAGUCCGCAGUUGCGAUUAAGAAACCAUUGGAUAUUGACGAAAUUACCCAAUAUACCAAUGUGGAGGUGAACUUCUCCCUCAACGAGAUCUCUCUUAGGCUCUAUCAGUCACAGAGAUUAUGUGAAAAUGAUUCAGUUGUCACGCAAGAGUUUGUUACGCCGGAACAAGAGCCUUCAACUUCAUUGCAGCACGGAGAUUUGCUGGAUAUCGAGAAUACUCGUCGUGCCCAGGAAAUUCUAUCACUUCAGGUGCUGCAAGUAGAGGCUUAUCUGGCUCAGCGCACCUAUGAAACGGUGGCCACGCUAAAAGUGGGUGGUCUCAAUAUUAAGCAAUUCGACUGUGUGGGCAAUAAUGAAAAGGUGCUGGACAUCAUCGAUACCCCGGGUUAUGCUAAGGAUCAGAACUAUUUGUUCACUGUCUCUUAUACGCUGGCCGACAAACUGUCUCCAGAAUUUACUACUAAAUACAAUUCGACAGAGCAACUGAUUGUGGUUAAUUUCGAGAUUCUUAAUAUUGUACUGCACCAGGAGUGCUUGUUAAGUUUGCUGGAGGUCUCCAAUAAUUUCCAGAGAAAUUUAGAGAGGGUUCUGAAAUACGACAAGCCGCAUGAUCGUUUCGCUUCAGCCGGAGCCGGGGAUGGUAUUAAACAUAAACUGGCUGUCAUUAUGGAGGAUACUGAGCACAUCAUGACGACAAAUCAAAUGACUGCUCGUCGGAGUAAAGCAGCCGGUUCGCGACAUCGUCGCGUAGUGGAGAGCAUUAAGAUACGACUGGUGGCAAAUCUUCUUCAAGUGGGUCUGCAAUUAACGUCACGCAAUCGACCAUUGGCCGAGAUGAACAUCAAGAAAUUUGUGACAAGACUUACCAUGAAAUCAUCAUACACUGAACUGAAUAUAGGUUUGAAGGAUAUUCAAGUCAUUGACCUGAAUCCGUAUACCAAACACCAAAAUAUCUUGAGCAUUGUGGGUCAGGAUGCCUUUAAUUGUCAAGUGGUGCUCUAUAAUAAGGAUGAAACUCUCGACUAUAAUUCGGAUGAUAUGAAAAUAACCGUGGAUAUUGGUUGCAUGAAGAUCAUAUUUCUCAAUUGGUUUGUCGCUGGCGUUUUGAACUUCCUUAACAAUUUCCAAGCUGCUCAGCAAGCCUUGUCUGAUGCCAGUGCCGCGGCAGCAGAGUCCGCCAGGCAAAAGGCUAUGGAUGCCUAUGAAACGGCCACGCGGAUGAAACUUAAUGUGCGUAUUAAUGCUCCCAUAAUCAUCAUUCCAGUGGACUCGAAGAGCUGUAACGCAUUGUCCUUGGACUUGGGUAUGCUGGAAUUGACAAAUAAUACCAUUGAGGUUCCAGUACAAGAUCGAGAAGAGCGAGCGAUUAUAGAUGAAAUCAAACUUCAGCUGAAGGAUAUAAAAAUCACCAAGGUGACCAUAUUGGAAGCGGACGAUUCCAAUGUCGAUGAUGUGGAUGCGGCUGUUGGAUGGAGAUCUAAAUUAAAUAUGAUGAAUCCCAUGAGUUUCACUCUUCUGGUUACACGAAAUCUAUCAAGUCAGUGGUACAAAGAAGUACCCGAUCUUAAUCUAUCUGGUCGUCUGAAAUCAAUCGAGCUUACACUUUUUACUGAUGAUUACGCUCUAAUCAUGUCGAUAUUGAAUCGAAAUCUAAGCGAAGGUCUGGACGAGUUUCCACCCAUCGAGAAGGCGCCACCAAAGUCACCAACACGAAAGACGCUUGAUACUCGUAGCACUGUACGUCACCUUAUAACCAGACAAUCAACCCUGUCAUUGGCCAAAAAUAAAAGAAUUAAUGAAUCAUUGAAAUUCAAUUUUCAAUUUGAUGGCGUUAUUAUAAACCUGAUGGAAGCUGAGGAUGCUGGUCUGGCACGUUUUGGUAUCUAUUUUCUGUCUGUAAAGGGAUCCAAGCUAGUUGAUAAUACACUUAGCGUGUCUGUUGUGUUGUGUAAUAUUCAAUUGGAUGAUACACGUAAGAAUACCACCAGUCAAAUACAUCAGUAUUUGAGCCGUAAGGACUGGCAGAAUCCUCGAUUGGACACCAAGGAGAUUAUCGAUGCCUGCUAUAAUGAACGCAACUUUAUGGUGGAUGUCACGGCUAUUGUUAAAGAAAAUGAUACCUUCGCUGAGGUUCAUGUGCGUGGUUUUGAUUUGAUUGUUUCUAUUGACUUUCUACUUAAAUUAACUUCAUUCUUAACGGUGCCCCCGGACAAUGAGCGGAACUCUUCCAUUAGUGCGAAUCCACAUGAUAUUACGCAAACAGCUAACGAUACAUUGACUGCGACUAGGGAUUCUGUUCGUGGUGCGGCUGUGGCAGCAGCCAAUGAAAUAGCUGAUAGUGAAGUGGGUAGCACAUCGGCCGCAAGCAGCUCGGAUAAAAGAAUGCAUUUAAUACUGCACAUUGAUGAGCCGGAUAUCAUUUUGGUGGAGAGUCUCGAUGAUCUGAAUACCAAUGCAAUUAUUUUCAAUGCACAAGUACACUUAAAUUAUCGAUCCAUCAAUGAAAAGCAAAUUAUCAAUGGGCAAAUCGAUGCGUUGAAGAUCUACAUGAGCGCUUUCUUGCCAGAGCGACGCGAAGCCACACGUCAUUAUAUUUUGCAUCCGUGCGUCAUCAGUUUGCAGGGUUCGACUCCUGAAGAGGAGGGUCUUCACAUUAGUCUGAAGCUGAGUGACAUUAUAAUUAAUGUCUCGCCGGCCACAAUCGAACUGCUAAACAAGGCCAUGCUUAGCAUUAGCACGGGCCAUGCGUCAAAUGCGACAGAAAAUAUGGUUCAGAAGGAUUAUUCAAAACUCUGGUAUCCCAAACAAUUUAGCUCUCGUUCCUAUUGGUUUACCAAAGUUGAGGAAGCUACAGAAGCCUUCCAAUUUCUGGACAACGAAAUCACAGAUUUGGAGGGCAAGCAGAAAACGGAGAAAUGUGUAAUUGAAAUGCCAAGUAUAGCUUUGGUAAUUGAGUCCGGAAUGGGAUAUUAUACGAAACCAUUAGUUUCAUUAGAGACACGUAUCACGGCCGUGUUUAACAACUGGAGCCGAAAUCUUAGUGCGAAUGGAUCGAUAACUCUUAAUAUGAACUACUUCAAUCAGCGACUAGCUGAAUGGGAGCCCAUAAUCGAAUUGAAUGAAGUAGUUAACCGGAAUGGCGUCAGUGAGUACGUACCGUGGGAACUUAAGUUCGAUCUUGGAAUGGAGAAAGUACAAAGCGAAGUGGAUGAUUUCUCGGAGGAAUAUCAAACAACCAAUAUGAAAAUACAUUCCAACGAAAAUCUAGAAAUAACCCUGAGCAAAACUUGUGUCAGUCUGCUCGGCGAGUUGGGUGAAGCUUUCUCCCAGGCCAUCGACCAAAAGGGACUGAUCAAGCCCGAAAUUGUGGCUCCCUAUGUAGUGGAGAAUGAUACAGGAUUCGAUAUAACCCUGGAUUUGUGUCGCGGCAUUUUCACUUUGCACGAAGUUCAUCGAGGUGGAACCCAAAUACAAGGUGUGGUCAAUAGCACUCUAUUGCUGCAGACCCCAACCAGCGAUGAUCAGGCCAUAGUGGAUCCUAGUUCUAUACAGACAUGCACCAUUUCAUCAGGAGGUCGGGCAUAUCUGCAGACAAAGGACAUCAGUGGCCUAUCGGAUGAGCAAGCAGAUGAUUAUAAUUUGUAUGCGAAAGUUGGCGGCAUUGAUAAAGAAGUUAUAUUGCCAGUGUCCAAGGCGGAUGUUCGCUAUUUUCCUCUACUGCGUUCAGUAGACGGAGAACCUUGGGGCAUUAUAUCGGAGGUUAAAUUGGAUUAUGGCACUACCAAAGUAAACAUUCAUGGUGUUGUGAAUGUCCAUAAUCAUUUCAGUACUUCCAUUAAUGUUUACCGACGAAAACAACCUGAGGAUGAAGAAAUUCUAGUGGGAACAGCUAAACCCGGCGAAGUGUUUCAUGUCCCACUGCAUGCAAUCUACGCAGACUCCAAAGAGCUAUAUUUCUCCAUCAAGGGAUAUAAAACCUCCGUACAGGGAAUUUCGUGGCGCGCAAAUCCUUCAGACAUGAACUAUUCACAUCAGUUGCAAUGUGAUCCGACAUCGACCUUUGAACCGCUUUAUAUCAACAGCAUACGCAGAAAAGAUGAAGUCUACUACGAGAAUACCAACAAAUUCAAAUUGUUGAGUGCCUUCUAUACGAUUCAUUUACGACCGCCGCUUUACUUACGAAACAGUCUACCAAUUGAUAUCAAAGUUUCGGUAGCUGGUUGUUCAGUGCGCAAGGAGACAGUUGAAUCGCAUGAUGCCACGCAAGAUUUGGUAAAGAAAUAUAAUCGCGAGGAGUUCCUGGACUAUGGAGAAAAGGUCGUGGAACCCGGUGAUGUGCUGCACUUGCCCACUGUUAAGAUGUCGCAGAAGGGAAAAGAAACUAAAAGCUUUUUAGUUGUACGAUUGAUUCAAUAUUUGGAAAAGGAUUGGUCAUGUUCAACCGAUAUUGCUGAAUGUGAUGGUGAAGUAAGCAUUUGGACAUUUUGCUCUUAUGAUUCGGAAAUAAAAAUGGAUAUGGAUCUCUAUGUGCGAUCGGAGAAUCGUCAUGGCAGUCUAGUUCUUACUAUCUACAGUCCCUUCUGGAUGAUUAAUAAGACUGGUCAGAUGCUUACCUACAAAACAGAUGCUUCAUCUUUGGAAGUACUAUAUCACCCGCCCGAAUACUCGGGUCCGAUUCUGUUCACGUUCCGCGAUAAGUUAUUCUUUGACAAAAAGAAGGCUUCGAUUCGUUUUGAUAAUGGCGAAUGGAGUGAAAAAAUUCCCCUCGAUGUGGCCGGUUCAGUUGGAGAGGUUACCUGCCGAGCCAACGAUCAGAAAUAUAGCAUUGGCGUUCACAAUCAUUUGACUCAAAACUCACUGACCAAACAGAUAACGUUCAUACCGUUUUAUAUCAUUCGCAAUCACUGCCGCUUCGAUAUCGAGGUGCAAGAGCAGACUCGUCCCGGUGAUCCUUGGAUGAGACUAAAUCCGGAGCAAUGUGAGCCGCUCUGGCCGAAAAAUGAAGCCAACCGCAACCUGAUUGUACGUGUUGAGGAUAAGACUACGCCUGCCUUUGACUACACGGAGGUGGUGUGCACGCUGCUCAAGCUAAAUGAUAGCAUUUACGGUGGCGUCAAUGUCGAUGUUCAGACAACUGAAGGUGGCGUCUACAUAACCUUUACGGAAUACAAAAAAUCAGAUGCUCCAGGUCUGCUAAUCAACCAUACCAGUCACGAUAUUGUCUACUCGGAGAAGGGCACUAAAAACGACCUUAUACUGCGGUCGAGAAAUUCUAUAAUGUAUGCUUGGAGUGAUCCCGCUGGUCCCAAAGUAUUAAUAUUUGGCAAUAAUAAACAGGAAUCAGAUCUCCGGCGAGAUAAUGUAGGCGAAGUAACGUUGCAAAACGGACGCAAAGCCUAUUGGGUAUCAUUCUUGGAUGGAUUGCAGCGAGUGCUUCUUUUCACCGAAAUUGAAUCGAUUGCCAAGCGUACUGAAAGCAGUGCUGCUCUGCAAACCAUCACACAGAGUAUAGAUUUGCGUAUUCAUGGCAUCGGUGUCUCGGUGGUUAAUAAUGAAACCGGACUGGAUAUACUUUAUCUUGGCGUUACAAGUUCCGGCAUCAUUUGGGAAUCCAAGAAACCGGACAAGAAACGUUUCCGCGAGAUGACCAUUCAUGAUACGGAGCUAAUCGAAGCAGAUUACCAACGCUAUCUGGUGCAUAAGAGUGUCAACGAUGUGCAAACAUACAAACUGGAUAACAAAUUCCCCAUCGACUUUAAUAAUAUGAUCAUCAAGAAGAGUAAUGUCGAUCGCCAACUGAGACGUAGCUUUUAUCCAGCUAUUUGGGUUUCAAAGAAAUCAUCACCGUUCCAAAAUCAAUUGCAUGUGAAAAUUAAUCGUAUUCAGGUGGACAAUCAGUUCAUUGAUCCAAUAUUCCCAGUGGUCUUGGCACCCAUAGCCCCGCCAAAGAGUGUGGCCAGCACAACGACCCUCAAACCGUUCAUCGAAUGCAGUAUGGUCCAGCGAGUCAUGCCAAAUACAACGGUUAAGCAAUUUAAAUAUGCCAGCAUUCUAAUCCAGGAAUUCCAUUUCAAGCUCGACAUUUUAUUCUUAACGGCCAUUGCCGAGAUGUUUGCUAAGGAAGUAACCGACGAAGUGGCAGCCAAACAAUUCCGUGGCGAUGUGGAAUCCAUUGAAUUGCCGUUAUCGGCAUUCUUUGAACAGCAUUCGCAGCAAGAGCAAAAGAAUUUCUAUGAUAAUUUGCACUUGGGACCGCUUAAAAUACACGUUUCAUUCUCAAUGGCCGGAACUCAAACGGCGGCGUUGCCUGGUUUCCUGGGUCCACUCGUUCAGGGUGUGGGCGUCACUCUCACCGAUGUCAAUGAUGUUGUCUUCCGUUUGGCUUUCUUCGAACGAGAGUAUCAGUUCUUUACACAACAGCAGCUCAUCAAUGAAGUCACCUCACAUUAUACGGGUCAGGCGUUGAAGCAACUUUAUGUCCUGGUUCUCGGUUUAGAUGUCUUGGGUAAUCCCUAUGGUCUGGUGGUGGGGCUAAAGAAAGGUGUAGAAGAUUUGUUCUACGAGCCAUUCCAGGGUGCCAUUCAAGGACCUGGCGAAUUCGCCGAGGGUCUGGUGUUGGGAGUCAAAUCGCUAUUUGGUCACACAGUUGGAGGUGCUGCUGGAGCUAUGUCCAAGAUUACUGGUGCCAUGGGCAAGGGAUUGGCCGCCUUGACAUUUGAUGAGGAUUACCAAAGAAAACGCCGGCAGGGCAUACACAAUAAGCCAAAGAAUUUCCACGAGGGAUUGGCCCGCAGCAGCAAGGGUCUGGUCAUGGGCUUUGUUGAUGGAGUCACUGGUGUGGUUACCAAGCCGGUCAGUGGAGCUCGUGAGCAUGGAGUGGAAGGCUUCUUCAAAGGUCUUGGUAAGGGUGCAAUUGGUCUUGUUGCUCGUCCAACUGCGGGUGUGGUUGAUUUUGCCAGCGGAAGUUUUGAGGCGGUUAAACGUGCCACCGAAGCCCACGAUGAGGUGAAGCGUAUGAGAGCACCACGCUUCCAGCAUUACGAUUAUGUCCUGCGACCCUAUUGUAAUAUCGAAGCCAUGGGCAAUAAGAUGCUAAAAGAACUCGACAAGGGCAAGUAUUCCAGCACGGAUAACUUUAUACACUGCGAGGAGAUAAUACAGAAAUCGGAAUAUCUGCUGGUCACCAAUCAUCGUCUGCUCUAUAUACAACGUAAUGAGAUGUUUGGUAUAUGGACGUCACUGUGGACCUAUUUGUGGGAGGAAAUCAAAAAGGUUGAAGCGACCAAUCGUGGGGUCAAAAUCACAGUGCCACAGGAGGGCAAAAAGAUGUUGGGUCUAUUCUCUACAAAGGAAUCACCUUGCAAACUAGUGCUUCUUCCAGAUGAGCGUAAACGCAAUACUCUGGUAGAGAUAAUAGAAUCUCAUCGCCAAGAUCGUACAUCCAUAACGGUGACCUCAUCACCGUAUGCUUCGGCAAGGUGAAUUUACACACACCCACUCACACACACACCCCCACUCACACCACACACUCAUAUAAACGAUGGCAAAUCCUUAAACGGCAACUACCUCUUGACUAUUGUUUAAGGAUACUUGCUAAACGAAUGAAUAUCUUACACCCACAUAUAUAUGUAAACACCCAAAAAAAAAAAAAAAACUCAAACACACGCGCAUUACAUAAUGCUUUUUACGUAUGGUUAACAAUAAUGUUUUCUUUUUGAUAUUAAAAAAUUUUAUGUCACUGUU